Molecule: messenger RNA, 2568 nt
Organism: Theobroma umbraticum
Lineage: Eukaryota; Viridiplantae; Streptophyta; Magnoliopsida; Malvales; Malvaceae
Product: C2 domain-containing protein At1g53590
Molecular function (GO): lipid binding
Source: RefSeq, a predicted model, not a curated record
UGUUAUUCUUUGGUGUUUAUAGAAAUGGGUUUGAUGGAGAUAUCAAUGCUGCAUCAUGUGGGAAUAGUUUUGAUGUUCCUUUGGAUGCUUUCGUACUUCAAUCUUUGCCAUCCAGUUACUUAUUUUGUGUCUCUCAUUUAUCUCUACUUGGUUCAUGAAAGGUAUGUUAUGAGAUUGAAGAGGAAAUUGCAGUUUGAGGAAAAAAGGCAAUCUUCUAGGAGAAGGGUACUUUCUGAUUCUGAAUCAGUUCGGUGGUUAAACCAUGCUGUUGAAAAGAUAUGGCCUAUUUGUAUGGAACAGAUUGCAUCACAGAAGAUUCUGCUUCCUAUCAUACCUUGGUUCUUGGAGAAGUACAAACCGUGGACUGCUAGAAAAGCCAUGGUGCAACACUUAUAUUUGGGAAGAAAUCCACCUUUGUUCACAGAGAUGAGGGUUCUUCGUGAAUGCUAUGAUGACCACUUGGUACUGGAGUUGGGAAUGAAUUUUCUUACAGCAGAUGACAUGAGUGCAAUACUUGCUGUGAAACUAAGGAAAAGACUAGGAUUUGGAAUGUGGGCAAAGUUGCAUAUAACAGGCAUGCAUGUUGAAGGAAAGGUUUUGAUUGGGGUGAAGUUUCUCCGGCAGUGGCCUUUCCUUGGCCGUCUACGAGUAUGCUUUGCUGAGCCUCCAUAUUUCCAGAUGACUGUGAAACCCAUCUUUACACAUGGACUUGAUGUUACUGAACUUCCAGGGAUCGCCGGAUGGCUUGAUAAGCUCCUCUCGAUUGCAUUUGAGCAGACCCUUGUUGAGCCCAAUAUGCUGGUUGUUGAUGUUGAGAAGUUUGCUUCACCCCAGCCAGAAAACUGGUUUUCUGUUGAUGAGAAGCAGCCUCUUGCUCAUGCCAAGGUUGAAGUUAUUGAAGGAUCUGAUAUGAAACCUUCAGAUUUCAAUGGGUUGGCUGAUCCAUAUGUGAAGGGGCAACUUGGCCAUUUUAGAUUCAGGACAAAGACACACAAGAAAACUUUGUCUCCAAAAUGGCAUGAGGAAUUUAUGAUCCCUGUCUGCACGUGGGAGACACCAAAUGUACUAAUGAUUGAAGUUCGUGACAAAGACCAUUUUGUUGAUGAUACCCUUGGUAAAUGCACAGUAGAUAUUAGUGAUUAUAGGGGUGGCCAGAGACAUGACAUGUGGUUGCCUCUUCAAAAUAUUAAAAUGGGAAGACUGCAUCUUGCAAUAACAGUGCUUGAAGAUAAUAGUAAGGGGAGAGACGAUGCAGUUGAUGGUGAAUUAUUAAACAAGGAAGAUAUACAGAACUCCUUUGCAACUAACACUGCUGAUAAAGGUCCAUUCUCGCCUUCAUCUUCAAAGAAAUCUCCAAACCUGCCAGAUCAUUUUGAACCUAUAAAUGUUGAAGGACAAGAAGAAACUGGGAUAUGGGUGCAUCAUCCAGGAAGUGAAGUGUCACAGACUUGGGAACCCAGAAAAGGGAAGGCUAGAAGCCUUGAGACACGGAUUCAUAGAGUGCCUAAUGAUUCUUUUGGGAGUACCCUUUCAACAGCAUCUGGAUCCCCUAAAAGUGACCGUAGUAGUGCUGAUGAAAAUCCAGAAGCAAAGGAUCGAGUGAACAGAGUUAAGUGGGGUUUUCAAAAGAUCAGUUCUGUAUUUCAGAGGAGUCCCAAAAGUGAGGGUCACUCAGGCAGCCUUGGAGAGGUGGUUCAAUCUCCCCAUGUGAACCUCAGAGCAGUUAAUGACGAGGAGGUUUUGGUGAAGUUGGUAGUAGAUGACAAUCUUUCAGUGCCUUCUUCUGACAAGGUCUCAAAUGAGGGAAGCUUGAGUCCUGUGGGAAGUGGUCCUGAAAGCCCAAGCAGAAUGAAGGGUAUGGCAAAGAGUAUUUUAAAACAUGCUGGGAAAUCUGCUCGUAGCAUUAAACAUGUUCUUUCCCGUAAAGGGUCAAAAAAGUCCCGGGAUCUAUCAGCUGUCAAAGAGCAAGAGCUUUUAAUAGAAUCUGACUCCUCUGAUGAUGAAUCAUCGUCUUCCCCUGGAGUCAAGAGGAUAUCAGGUGUUUCCAAUCCCGUGUCCAGUUCCAGUGGUAUUGAUGAUACUCAUGAUACUCAGGAACAUGCCAUUCUAACAGAUUCAAACAACCAAGUAGACCCUGCAAUAAAUGUUGAGGAACAAGGAGAAAAAAUGAGUGUUAAAGGCCCAAAUGAUAUAGAUGAUGAUGAGGUGAGCAGUCCCAGUAAGAUCAGAGAUGGACUGGUUGAGUCUCCAAAACGUGAGAAAAAGGUAGAAAACUCUUCUAACAAUGAGGAAGAUUAGGUUUGCUGAGGUCUGUGCAUUUAUUGAAUUUUUGGGUUUUUUUUUUUACAUCCAUGGAUAAAUAAAUAUAGACACAAGUUUUGAAACAGUGAUACAGCAAUAGGAGUUACAUGAAUAGCAUACCUAUAGAUGGACCCCCCUUGUAAAUCUUCCUGUUUUUCUCCCCUUUGUUAUACAAUCUGUAAUUUAUGUAAAAUUUGAAAAUGAAAUAGUUUGUACAUGCUAAUAAACUACUCUUGAGUGGAAAAUAUAAUGCCCCUAUUCCAUUUU